Haplochromis burtoni (Burton's mouthbrooder) is the source of this 1666-nucleotide messenger RNA. Its product is annotated as zinc transporter ZIP9. Gene Ontology annotation, molecular function: metal ion transmembrane transporter activity. The record is from RefSeq and is a predicted model, not a curated record. Bases 755 to 1666 code for a protein of 303 amino acids. Gene Ontology annotation, cellular component: membrane. Gene Ontology annotation, biological process: transmembrane transport; zinc ion transport. The transcript is spliced from 7 exons. NCBI's taxonomy places the organism in Eukaryota, Metazoa, Chordata, Actinopteri, Cichliformes, Cichlidae.
CCUCUAUACAUUUUCUCUUUUGUUUUACUCUCUUUUGAUAGCUUGUUUUAAUUGUUGCACAGUGCUUUGUAACUUUUAUGUCAAUUGCUAUUAAAAUAAACUUUACUUACGUACUAAACUAUAUUAGUGGUAUGCAAAAAGGAGUGUAUCGACUUCUUAUGUAACCUGUCCUGCCAGUGACCUACACUCCCUCUUCUUCUAUCAGGAGCCUCGCGUUGUGAAGGAAUUCGUCUUUAACACACUCACUGUGCUCUUUAUAGUGUCCACUUAGUGUGGUCUGGGAGUACUUUGUUGAGAUUGAGAUUUUACUCCAAACUGAAAACAGGUGGUGAACAAUUGCGCAAUCGAAGCCCUAAAAGAUGCAAUUAACGCCUUUGUUGUCCUACAGUGUAGGAUGGGCGCGUAAAACCUCUCCAGAAAAUACCUUUUAACCCACCCUUUCAAAACCGGCCUGGGUUAUGUUUAACUGGGGCACAGAGGAAUGGAGUUUUGCUUCCACUCAGGUUGCAGUUCUCGCUGUCGGACACUUGGUGCUGCUGCUUGGGAAGCAGCUGUGUAGCAAACGAGGGGGGGCGGCCACGGCGGUGCGACGUGGAAAGGCAGAACAGCAUUCUGGUGUUCUCUGAUGGUAGAGAUUAAACUCCAGCGACCCAAUGAGAACGCACACCGUCCCGGAUCUCAGUAGGAGCUAACGCUGAAAUGAAAGCAAAGGGGCGAACCGGGUAAAUACUUGUGUUAGGAAGAAGUCGUCGCCAUGGACGGAGGGCUGAUUAUUACAUUUAUAUCUGUGGCGAUGUUUGUAGGCUCCUUUCUCCUCGGAUUCAUCCCACUGUUGUUCAGACUGUCUGAGAAAAGCCUGCAGUUCGUUUCCAUCCUGGGGGCAGGUCUGCUGUGUGGGACAGCGCUGGCCAUCACCAUCCCAGAGGGAGUGGGUUUGCUGGAAGACUCGUGGAAAGCGUCAUCCUCUGAUGUGUCAUCCGGUCUAAAUUCCAGUAAAGAAAAUGGGACCGUGGCAGAGAGAGGCCCACCUCGGUUCCUCAUUGGGGUGGCUUUGACGCUCGGGUUCACCUUCAUGUUUGUCGUCGAUCAGAUAGGAAGCUACCUUUCCACACGCGACCAGACGACUUGUUUGUCCAACAGCGUCCACUUCACAGCCACGUUGGGCCUGGUUAUUCACGCUGCAGCUGAUGGAUUUGCUCUGGGUGCUGCUGUGGCUACAGGUCAAGUGACAGUACAAGUUGUAGUGUUUUUUGCUGUGAUUCUGCACAAGGCGCCCGCCGCUUUUGGCUUGGUCUCCUUUCUGAUGCACGGAGGCCUCGAGAAGAAGUUCAUUCAGGGACACUUACUGGCCUUUUCAGCUGCAGCGCCUAUAGUUGCUAUUGCCACUUACUUCAUAUUAUAUGCGUCUGGAAGCUCAUCUGAGAAUCAGCUCAGUGCAACAGGAGUGGGAAUGCUCUUCUCAGCGGGGACGUUUCUCUAUGUGGCCACGGUGCAUGUUCUCCCUGAGAUCAGCAGCAGCAGGACUGAUGAGCUGCCCUUGGACUCAGAGCAGCAGUCUGGAGCCAAAGCCCACCAGCAGAGACACUUGGGGCUCCUGGAGAGCCUCACCCUCAUCAUCGGUGUGGGGCUUCCGAUGUUGCUGGCCCUCGGACUGCACGAUGACUAA